AUGAAGAUGUCUGUAGUUGAGAAAACCAUGCCAAGGGCUUGGGGUCUGCACCGGGAAGCAAAGUUCGCUGAGAUUGGGCCUAAUAUUUUUGAAGUUCAUUUUGGGUCAGAAGGGGAUUACAGGCAUGUCAUCCACAAUGGCCCGUGGCAAUUUGAUUUCAGUGUGAUGGUGAUGAAAAAGUAUGAAGGCGACAAGAGGCCGUCAGAGAUGAUCUUUGAUAAAAUUGAUGUUUGGGUGAGGAUCUCGGACCUGCCGCCUGAUAAGAGGACCGAAGCUUUUGGUAGAGCCUUGGGGGAUUGGUUGGGAGAGACGGUCAGGGUUGAUGUGGACAAGGAAGGCCUGGCUAGAGGACAGAGUUUUAGAGUUCGAACAAAGAUCUCGGUUUUUGAACCACUAGUCAGAGGAAUCUUUUUGAAGAAGAAGAAGGACGAUAAGGAGAAGACAUGGUUUGAUUUCUAUUAUGAGAAGAUCCCGCACUUUUGUUUUGAUUGUGGGAGGCUGGUUCAUGUUGGAGGAGAGUGUGAGCCUCCUGUUGACUCGACGCUGCAAUGGGGGGGGCUGGCUGAGGGCGUCUCCGAGAAGAAAUAA
This is a messenger RNA of Aegilops tauschii subsp. strangulata, 588 nucleotides long. RefSeq lists its product as uncharacterized. The record is from RefSeq and is a predicted model, not a curated record. Lineage: Eukaryota; Viridiplantae; Streptophyta; Magnoliopsida; Poales; Poaceae.